Xenia sp. Carnegie-2017 is the source of this 2620-nucleotide messenger RNA. RefSeq names its product macrophage mannose receptor 1-like. The coding region runs from base 111 to 2195 and encodes 694 amino acids. Gene Ontology annotation, molecular function: calcium ion binding. The record is from RefSeq and is a predicted model, not a curated record. The transcript is spliced from 13 exons. NCBI's taxonomy places the organism in Eukaryota, Metazoa, Cnidaria, Anthozoa, Malacalcyonacea, Xeniidae.
GUGGUACAACGCAAAAAACAUGGGGCCGUUUGUAUAAAUGUUUUGAUCGGUUCAACGGUUUUGCUGUGUUGAUUUCAAACUGUAUCAUUGAAAAUCAUCGUGGCUUGAAAAUGUUUCGCUUGACAUUUCUUCUGAUGAUGCCCGUGUUCAAUUUACAAGUUAGCAAAGUCAGUAGUUGUCCCUCAGGCUGGAUGGAGCUACAGUCAUCUUGCUAUUUCGUCAGUACAACGCAAGAAACCUGGCAUGAAGCCAGAACAAUUUGUCAACAGAAGGGUGGAGAUCUUGCUGUUCCAAAAAAUAAAGCUGAAAAUGACGCCAUUUACAAAUUUUCACAAAGAAGAAAACUUACAUAUCCUUUUAUUGGUUUGUUUCGCAAUAAAAACGACGAUAAAUUUUAUACAGUCCAUAAUGUAGCACCUACUUUCACAAAUUGGAAUUCUGGAGAACCAAAUGACUAUCUUGAUAACGAAGAUUGUGUUGAAUUCUCUAAGCAACGCAAGUGGAAUGACAUUUCAUGCACAACAGAAAACAAUUAUAUUUGUGAAAAGUUCAGAGUAUGUCCACGUGGCUGGAUGGAGAUAUGGUCAUCUUGCUAUUUCUUCAGUGGAACAAAAGAAACUUGGCAAAACGCAGGAAAAAAUUGUCAACAAAAAGGAGGAUUUCUUGCUGUUCCAAAGAAUAGAGUUGAAAAUGACGCUAUUUUUAAAGUUGUCCGGCGAAAACAAAUCAAAAAUGCUUUUAUUGGUUUGUCGCGCAAUAAAAGCGACAAUAAAUUUUAUACAAUCCAUAAUGUAACACCUACUUUUAUAAAUUGGGGUCCUGAAGAACCAAACAACGAAGGUGGCAAUGAGGAUUGUGUGCAAUAUAUGAUCUACUAUGGCCGUUGGAAUGAUGAACCAUGCAGUAGAUCACACCAUUUCAUUUGUCAAGCUAACAAUGGGAGUAGUUGUCCACGUGACUGGGUGAAGCUUCGAUCAUCUUGUUAUUUCUUCAGUACAAAACCAGAAACAUGGCAUGAAGCCAGAAGAAUUUGUCGACAGAAGAGUGGAGAUCUUGCUGUUCCAAAAAAUAAAGCUGAAAAUGACGCUAUUUUUGAUGAAGUCCAGCAAAAACAAAUCAAAACCCCUUUUAUUGGUUUGUGGCGCAAUAAAAGCGACAAUAAAUUUUAUACAGUCCAUAAUGUAACACCUACUUUUAUAAAUUGGGGUCCUGAAGAACCAAAUAACUAUCGUGGUAACGAAAAUUGUGUGCAAUAUAGGAUCUACUAUGGCUUUUGGAAUGAUGAACCAUGCAAAAGAUCACACCAUUUCAUUUGUCAACGUAUGAGGAUAAAAUAUAUUAAUGAAUGCUUGUCCGACCCUUGUCAUGUCAAUGCUAACUGUACUGACACUAAAGAAUCUUUUGAAUGUCAAUGUAACGAAGGAUACACUGGAAAUGGGAUCUCUUGCACGAAUAUCAAUGAAUGUUUGAAUGUUCCUUGUGAUGUCAAUGCAAACUGCACUGAUAACGAAGGUUCUUAUGAAUGUCAAUGUAACGAAGGAUACACUGGAAAUGGGCUCUCUUGCACGAAUAUCAAUGAAUGUUUGAAUGUUCCUUGUGAUGUCAAUGCAAACUGCACUGAUAACGAAGGUUCUUAUGAAUGUCAAUGUAACCAUGGAUACACUGGAAAUGGACUCUCGUGUACAAGAAGAUUUUAUUAUUUCCAACCUUCACUUGUUGUGUUAACAAUCAGAGGUGUUGCAGCUGGAAUAUCUGCUGUUUUUGCUUUUGUUAAUCUUGUUAUUGCCGUUGCUGGGUUCUGUAAAUCAAAAAAAAAAAAGGAACAACAUCAGGUAGUUGAGCUUGAGGCAAAAGUUGAGCAUGACAAUGGAGAUCAAAUAUACGAAGAGCCAGGCGAUGUCAUCGGCAAAAUUCCUUCAAAUUUUAGUGAUGAAGAGCGUUAUGAAAUCAUUCAUAAACAGGACGUUCCUCUCCCAAAGCUUCCGACACAAAAUAAAGACGAUGAAGGUAAAUCAGAACAUUCACCAGAGAACUUGGACUACGUAGCAGUAAUUGACCAGCAUUAUCAGCCAUUGAUUCUUCAAACAAACGCCGCUCCCACUGAACAUGACGACCAGCAAGCGUUGCCGAGUACUAGCUUUAAAAAGGCGAAUUAUGGUACUGAUCUGCAGGAAAAGUUAAUUAUCACAGCAUGAAUGGUAUGCCUAACAAGUUGAAAUAUAUUCUGGAUGAAAUAUCAAGUAUGGUAUGGUUAAGUAUGUACUACUCAUGCUGCAUCAACGAAUUUAGGUGCUAGCUAAAGUUUUGUUUUAAUCAUGGUGGGGAGAUUGUCGGAAGUCCGCUCCAUAACACCAAUGAAUAUAUGAUUUUUACUUAAUUGUUUAGUAUGUAUGAAGUAUUUUGUAGGAAAUGUGCGCCUCUCUGCACCACUCCUCAAAAUUCAUUUGUGCAUUUUAAAUCUUGAGAGGACUAUUUUCAAGAGAAUUGUUUCCUUUUAUUUCAUAAAGAAGAAAAUGAGCUCGUAAACCAUCUAUUGCUUCAGUUGUAUUUCAGUAGCCGCUAUUGACUUAACGCGUCAUUUGAAUUGCCUUCAUUUCAAUGAUUUUCAUUUUCUACUUAA